Molecule: messenger RNA, 869 nt
Organism: Diabrotica virgifera virgifera (western corn rootworm)
Lineage: Eukaryota; Metazoa; Arthropoda; Insecta; Coleoptera; Chrysomelidae
Exons: 3
Coding region: 387-869 (160 amino acids)
Source: RefSeq, a predicted model, not a curated record
UCUCCUCCUGCUUUUAUCCUUUUAGCCUUUCAAAGAUCGUAAAAUCUUCUUAUUAUUACAUAACCUAAUGUUACAUAACUAUUUUUUAAUACGUUAGACUUAAACUAUCAUUAUUUUUCAAGGUUAAUUUAACUCGCAUUUUACAUAAAUCCUACAAAGUUUAUCAAAAUCUAGUUUUUGUAAAAAUCAGUAUAGAUUGUACUUAUCGAUGUUAUUUUCGUUUUUCUCAUAAUCACUUUAUAUUACAUAACAAACAGGAAAAAUUGCAUUUACUGAUGAUUACUGAGUUCAAUCAUGCACUUUGACCUAGAGCAAGAUUAUUUAUAUAUUAGGAUUACCUGCAAACAUCUUUAACAGAAACAUUUACAAACGUAAAGAUAACAGUGAUGCAGUCUAUAGAAAUGUAUAAGUUCUUAAUUGUAUUUUUGACUUUCACAGUCACAUCAGUUGUUUCAUCGAGAUGUGGAAAAGUAUUUUACGAUCAAGACAAUUAUUACAAAAUUUACUGUUUUAAAGCAAAUGGAGGGGUUUCGUCAAUAAAACUGAAUAAUAAUGUAACAAUUGAAGAAGUACAAUCUACCGAUAAUAGAGAGUGCUUCAAAAUAAUAAAACCUCAACGAACUAAUUAUGAAAUUAGCUGCUGGCAAGAGCUUGAAGAAGAUUGCGAAGGUGACAAUGACGUUUAUCAAAGAUAUUGGAAUGAAGAGAGUGAUACAAUUAAGUGUAAGAAGGUCAAUAAAAGGGAUUACAAACAUAGAAGAAUAUACUACCACGGAAUAACGAACGGAAACUUAACGGUUAUAUUUGAAAUUAGUAUUGUUCAAUAUAGGCUUGUUUAUGUACCAGACCUACAACCUAAGAGAGACUGA